AUGUCUGAAACCAACAACAUUCGGCCGUACAUAAUGCCUGCCCUCAGAGAGACCCCCUCAUCACAGCUUGCUGUGCAGCGUCGACCUCUCCCUUCGUCAGCGCCUAAGCGCACUGCAUCCCAGAUGGACGAGGAUGCUAACACUGAGGGUCCCAGUACUCCACCUCGGAGAAUUGCCCGCAGGAAUACGCGGGGAAAGAAGACAGCCCCAAAGUCCAGGUCGAAGCGGGACAACGACGGGAAAAAACAAUCGCCAAGCCCAUCAAUCCCGUCACCGGCCGCUCCUACAGAGUACGCCGUUGCGACUCAUUUUACAAUCAUCCCCGGACACGGGUGCAUCUACUAUGCGGAGGAUAGUCCUCCGCUUUUUGUGCCCAGCACAAUGAUGCACAUGCACCAGGCCUCAGUUGCGCAUCCCUGUCACUGCCAUCAGCUGCAGGCCGCGAGCAUUGCUCAAAUGCAAGGCAUGCAUAUGCCCUCUAUCGGUGCCCCGGGACCCGGACAUAGUGUAGGGCUAGGGUGGAACGAGAAUGCUUGGAGCUAUGUGCCGGGACUUGACGUAGGAGACCUCUCACAGAUGCAUGGGAACUUGAACUUCAGCCACAGUGGUUGA
Molecule: messenger RNA, 612 nt
Organism: Fusarium tjaetaba
Lineage: Eukaryota; Fungi; Ascomycota; Sordariomycetes; Hypocreales; Nectriaceae
Exons: 3
Coding region: 1-612 (203 amino acids)
Source: RefSeq, a predicted model, not a curated record